Molecule: messenger RNA, 831 nt
Organism: Beta vulgaris subsp. vulgaris (sugar beet)
Lineage: Eukaryota; Viridiplantae; Streptophyta; Magnoliopsida; Caryophyllales; Amaranthaceae
Product: heat shock factor-binding protein
Exons: 5
Coding region: 153-434 (93 amino acids)
Biological process (GO): cellular heat acclimation
Cellular component (GO): nucleus; cytosol
Molecular function (GO): transcription corepressor activity
Source: RefSeq, a predicted model, not a curated record
AUUAUUUACUUUACCUUUCUCCUCUCACGCGCCCCAAAAAAAUCAAAAGGAGUUCAAACAGACUAGUGAACCUAAUUACAUUUCCAGAUUUCCUCAUCGUCUGAUUCAAAGGUGCGCAAAAAGACAGUUCCAAACCAAAUCACUCAACGACAAUGGAUGGACAUGAUUCAGAUGAUCCGAAGCAAAAUACCACUGAUAUGACUGUGUUCGUACAAAACCUUCUUCAGCAAAUGCAAACCAGGUUUCAAGCUAUGUCUGAGAGUAUUGUUACUAAGAUUGAUGAGAUGGGUAACCGUAUUGAUGAACUGGAGGAGAGCAUUAAGGACCUGAAAGCAGAAAUGGGACCUGAGGACUCUCCUUCGCCAGUGCCGUUAUCAAAAACUAGCCCAGAUGAGGACAAACCAGAGGAAGCUUCUGAUAUACCUACUGCAUGAAAUUAAACGAGAUGCUUACUUUCUGAUGGAUAUUCUUAGCCUCUUUCACGGUCAGAGAUCAACACUAAAUAGUCCUUUUUCAUGUGUGUUUUAGUGGGGAUUUCCUGUGCGUAGAUGAGUUGGGUUUUUUUUACAGAAUGUGUGAAGACUUGACGGUAAAUGACUUUGCAUACCUAUAAGGAGUUAGCAAUUCUUGAUAUCCCCUUAUGUAUGAUUACUGGAGUAUAUUUUGCGGGUACUAGCAGGCUCCUGUGAUUUGAUAACCUUUUUCACGGUCCUUUUUUUGUUAUGGUUAAGGCCUUGCCAAUUUCAUGGCCAUUAAUGUUUGUGAUGCUGGUGAAUCGAACUCCAUAGCUGUUGCCUGCAACUCUAAUGGAAUUGAUGGAAGUUAAUUGAA